UUUUCCAAUUUAUUACAAUAUUUUGAAUAGAGUGAAACUCAUUGAAAUUAUCCAAUAAAGUAUCCAUUUGUCAGCUUACAUCAAAUCUGCGGAAUUCAUUAUUUAAAGUAUUAAUACCAUUCGUAAAAAGUGCAUUUAAUAGCUAUAAUUUUAAAUAAAAAACUUGAAAUCCAACCGAGAAAAAAAAUACAACGGUUAAAUUUACUAGUAACGCCCUUUCAAACUUUAUGCUGUACUGUGUGUACAUCUACAGCUGGAGAAUAUAAACAAACACCACAAGAUGUCCAGAAUACCAAAACUUCCAACAUCCACUGCUAAAGAGAAUAAGCCUGGUUUAAUUAACAGUCGCCCACUAACUAGAACAAUUGCUAAUGGCUUGAGUGAUGCAGAUAAAAAAGCCUUGAUCCUGAAUCACACUAAACCGAUCCGCAAUGGACCAGUUAUAUCAACAUCUGGCUCACGUCUCAGAAAAGCAGCAACUGAACCACCACCAACUACAGUGCCUUCAAAGAUAUUAAAAAUUGAGAAGAAACCAUCUACUGUUGCUCGUAAAAUACCACCAUAUGACUACAAAGCAAGAUAUAAUGAGUUAUUAGAAAAAUUUAAAACAAUUAAAAGUGAACAUACAGACUUAAAAGGUAAACAUGAGGAGGUAUCUGAUGAGUAUGAAAAAGUUAAGGAAACAGCACAGAGUUGCUCUAAUGAAAGAGACAUAUUUAAGGAAAAGUUAUUGAAUACUCUUAAUGAUUUAAGAGAAAAAACAGCUGAAUUUGAAAGGAUGAAAAUAGAUUUUGAUAUUCAGAAACAUGAAAAUGAAGAUUUACACCGUAAGACUCGACUGUUAGAAGAAGUUACAAAUGGCUUAAAGAAAAAAACGACAGAGUUAGAGAUUCUACAGGCAGAAUUUAAUGAUGUGACCAGGCGACAUCAAAGUCUUAAAGAAGAAGCAGAAGCAUUACAGGUUCUCUCUGAGCAUCUGAAAAAAGUAUCUGUUGAAUAUGAUAAAUUACAACUUGACUUUAAAGAAGCUCAACAAGCAAUUAUGAAAUAUAAAUCAGAUGCAGAAAGCUUACAGAAUAUUUUGGCUACAAUGUAUAAAGAACAAAGAGAUUUGAGGAAUACUAUACAAGACUUGAAAGGAAAUAUUCGAGUUUAUUGCAGAGUUAGACCACCUUUAGAAUCAGAAUCUACAAAACCAUUGUUUAAUCUUAAUGUUCUUGAUGCAUGCUCCAUAGAAGUUGAAAAAGUUGAAUUGAAUUUUAGUUCAGCAAGAAAAGGAAAAUCACAGCAUGCUUUUACAUUUGAUGGAAUAUUCACACCUCAUGCAACUCAAGAAGAUGUUUUUGCUGAGGUUUCAUCAAUGGUUCAGUCUGCAUUAGAUGGCUAUAAUGUCUGUAUUUUUGCUUAUGGUCAGACCGGAUCUGGCAAAACUUACACUAUGGAAGGUGGAUGUGGUACAGAGCAAUAUGGCAUAAUCCCACGAGCAUUUAAUAUGAUUUUCACAUGUAUGGAAGAUUUAAAAAAGAUGGGAUGGGAAUUGCAAAUUAAGGCAUCCUUUUUGGAAAUAUAUAAUGAAAUAAUUUACGAUUUAUUGAAUUCAAGCAAGGACCAAGAAAGCCAUGACAUUAAAAUGGUAAAUUCUAAAGGUAUUGACGUGUAUGUCUCAAACUUGAAAGAAGAAGAAGUUAAGAGCUCACAUGAUUUUAUCAGACUGAUGAUAUUUGCUCAACGUAACAGACAAACUGCAGCUACACUUAACAAUGAAAGAAGUUCUCGAUCACAUUCAGUUGCACAAAUUAAGAUCUCUGCCAUCAAUGAGAAGCGCAAAGAAAAGUUUACCAGUCAAUUAAAUUUAGUCGAUCUGGCAGGAUCUGAAAGUGGAAAAACCUCACAGAGAAUGGAUGAAACUAAACAUAUUAACAGGUCCCUGUCAGAGUUAUCUAAGGUUAUAUUAUCUUUGCAGACAAAUCAAUCUCAUAUACCAUACAGAAACUCAAAACUUACCCAUUUAUUGAUGCCUAGUCUUGGAGGAAAUUCCAAAACUCUCAUGUUGGUCAAUAUCAAUCAAUUUGAUGAAUGCUUUAAUGAAACUCUAAACUCCUUACGCUUUGCUACUAAGGUAAAUAGUUGCCGAACAAUAAAAGCAAAGAAAAAUUUGACAAUGGUUGACUCAUUAUAAUUAAUUUGUUGGAUUUUAAUUUUAAAUGACAUUGCUAUAAAACUAUAAUGUGUGAUUUUAUCAUUUAAAAUCACACUUGUAUUAUCUUAUUGAUCAAUAUCUAACUUUCAAUAGAUUUAUGUACUUUCAUAUAUUUUAUUAUGUUCCAUUAGAAAUACACCAAGGAAGUGUAAAAUGAAACUUAAAAACAAUCUACUGACAGAGCGAAUAGAUGUUAGGGUUAUUUAGUUAUAAAUAAAUUUUAACUUUCUAUUAAAUUAGAAUUAUUUUAUAACGACCAAUGUAUCCUUAGUUUUUGAUAUGAUUUUGUGUGUAAUUAUUGUUUAGUAUA
Molecule: messenger RNA, 2510 nt
Organism: Galleria mellonella (greater wax moth)
Lineage: Eukaryota; Metazoa; Arthropoda; Insecta; Lepidoptera; Pyralidae
Gene: Ncd
Product: protein claret segregational
Exons: 3
Coding region: 281-2179 (632 amino acids)
Biological process (GO): microtubule-based movement
Molecular function (GO): microtubule binding; microtubule motor activity; ATP binding
Source: RefSeq, a predicted model, not a curated record